GGAGGAGAGGGAGGAGAGAGGGGAGGGAGGAAAGAGAGAGAAAGGGAGCUGCUUGGAUCCCGUACUUCCCAGAGCCUGCCUGGAGCGCGCACUCAGCGGCUCUCCGGGUCCCAGCGUCCCAGCCGUGGCCCGCGCCCCGCACCUCCUCCUCCUCCUUCGGUCUGGGCACCCCUCGCCCCCUCCCUCCGGCCCCCGCUAGGCUCGGGCAGCGGCCGCCCUCAGCCCCUACUCGGCCACCUCCCCGACUCUCUGGGCUCCCUCCUGGGACGCGCGCCCUCGCCCCAUCCUUUCUUCCUUCCUUCCUUCCCUUGCGCCCGCCCUCCCUCUCCAGGUCUCCCUCCCGGGUCCCGAUUGUCUCCGUCCCCUUCCCAGUCGGCCCGCGCCUCGCCCUGCCCCGUCUCUCCCUCGCACUUCCUGGGUCGCCCGCCGCCGCAGUCUCGCCUCGCCGCGGGAGUCCGAGCCGCCGGUGCCCCGGCUCCAGCCCCCGCAGCCCGCGGCGCCCGCCCGAGGGAGCCCCGGCGCCCGGGGAAGGGAAAAGUGGGCGAGCGCGCCCUCGCCCAGCCCCGCGCCCCAGCCCUGCCCGGCGAGGAAGGACCGGGAAGAUGAACAACGGCGGCAAAGCCGAGAAGGAGAACACCCCGAACGAGGCCAACCUUCAGGAGGAAGAGGUCCGGACCCUAUUUGUCAGUGGUCUCCCUCUGGAUAUCAAACCUCGGGAGCUCUAUCUGCUUUUCAGACCAUUUAAGGGCUACGAGGGUUCUCUUAUAAAGCUCACAUCUAAGCAGCCCGUAGGUUUUGUCAGUUUUGACAGUCGCUCAGAAGCAGAAGCUGCAAAGAAUGCUUUGAAUGGCAUCCGCUUCGAUCCUGAAAUUCCGCAAACACUACGACUAGAGUUUGCUAAGGCAAACACGAAGAUGGCCAAGAACAAACUAGUAGGGACUCCAAACCCCAGUACUCCUCUGCCCAACACUGUACCUCAGUUCAUUGCCAGAGAGCCAUAUGAGCUCACAGUGCCUGCACUUUACCCCAGUAGCCCUGAAGUGUGGGCCCCGUACCCUCUGUACCCAGCGGAGUUAGCGCCUGCUCUACCUCCUCCUGCUUUCACCUAUCCCGCUUCACUGCAUGCCCAGGUUCCCAGCCCCCCACCUGCCCCGGGGCUGUGUCCCAGUCCUGUCCUUUACCACCUGUCUCAGGAAGGCAGCUCCAACUCUGCCCUUUGCUUAGUGAGCAAGUGGAUUCAGAUGCACAAAGCCAUAAGCCAUGGAUGCGCUGGCUCCCUCCCUCCGAGGCUACUUCUCAGGGCUGGAAGUCCCGUCAGUUCUGCUGAAUACUAUGCUUGAACAAACCUUGCCCAGUUUUGAUCCCUUCAAGACUUUGCCACAGCCUCUAUCACACAUCUGUUUUUCUCGAAG
Lynx canadensis (Canada lynx) is the source of this 1412-nucleotide messenger RNA. It is a transcript of the gene RBPMS, whose product is annotated as RNA binding protein, mRNA processing factor. Gene Ontology annotation, molecular function: mRNA binding. The transcript has 9 exons. The coding region runs from base 603 to 1340 and encodes 245 amino acids. The record is from RefSeq and is a predicted model, not a curated record. NCBI's taxonomy places the organism in Eukaryota, Metazoa, Chordata, Mammalia, Carnivora, Felidae.